UGGAAGGAUUGGCAGGGGAGGACAGAGCCCCUCGUCCGUCCUCUAGCCUCGGCCGGGGGGCCAUGUCUGGAAGGCUGGACUGAAACCAGGACUGUUACCCCACCCUGCGAGGGGGGGAGGUGAAGAAGGGCCUGGGCUCAGGCUGCCUGCCAGGACCGAUAAGGGGCCUCUUGGGGCUCCCACAAACGGUUUAUCACUGGGGUGGGGGACAGCCUGCAGGGCUCAGGAGGGGUCACGAGCAUGGAGCGGCUUGGGGGUCUACUCCGAAGAGCGCAAAGGUUGUCCCCAGGACCCUCUCAGACCAUCUACAAGCGUGUGGAGGGCACCCAGCAGGGACGCCUGGAGGAAGAAGAGGAAGACGGGGAGGAGGGGGCUGAACCACCGGCCCACUUCUUCCCCAUGGAGCUGAGAGGCCCUGAGCCCCUGGGCUCUCGACCAGCUCGGCAAAACCCUGGACUCUGGGAAGCAGCAGGACGAAGAGCGGCCCCCUACCUGGUCCUGACAGCCCUCCUGAUCUUCACUGGGGCCUUCCUCCUGGGCUACGUGGCCUUCCGGGGGUCGUGCCAGGCAUGCGGAGAUGACGUCAUGGUGGUCAGCGAGGACCUGAAUGAUGAGCUGAGCCCAGACUCUCACCAGGGCACAUUGUACUGGAGUGACCUCCAGGCCAUGUUCCUGCGGUUCCUGGGGGAGGGGCAUCUGGAAGAUACCAUCAGGCAGACCAGUCUUCGGGAAAGGGUAGCCGGGUCUGCCGGAAUGGCAGCCCUGGCUCAGGACAUCAGGGCUGAGCUCUUGCGCCAGAGGCUGGACCACGUGUGGAUGGACACGCACUACGUGGGGCUGCAGUUCCCAGAUCCGGCUCGCCCCAACACCCUGCACUGGGUUGAUGCCUCCGGGAAGCACGGGGAGCAGCUGCCACUGGAGGACCCCGACGUCUACUGCCCCUACAGCGCCACGGGCAACGCCACGGGAAAGCUGGUGUACGCCCACUACGGGCGGCCGGAGGACCUGCAGGACCUGAGGGCUCGGGGUGUGGAGCCGGCGGGGCGCCUCCUGCUGGUGCGCUUGGGAGUGAUCAACUUUGCCCAGAAGGUGGCCAGUGCUCAGGACUUUGGGGCCCAAGGAGUGCUCAUAUAUCCGGACCCGGCAGACUUCUCCCAGGGCCCGCACAAGCUCAGCCUGUCCAGCCACCGGGCUGUGUAUGGACAUGUGCACCUGGGAACGGGGGACCCCUAUACGCCUGGCUUCCCUUCCUUCAAUCAGACCCAGUUCCCUCCAGUCCAAUCCUCAGGUCUCCCAAGCAUCCCAGCCCAGCCCAUCAGUGCGGACAUUGCCUCCCUCCUUCUGAGGAAGCUUGAAGGCCCUGUGGCCCCCCAGGAAUGGCAGGGGCACCUCCCAGUCUCCCCUUAUCGCCUGGGCCCUGGGCCAGGCCUGCACCUGGGGGUCAACAACCACAGGGCCUCCACCCCCAUCAGUAACAUCUUUGGCUGCAUCGAGGGCCGCUCCGAGCCAGAUCAGUAUGUGGUCAUCGGGGCCCAGAGGGAUGCAUGGGGCCCAGGAGCGGCCAAGUCUGCUGUGGGGACCGCCAUACUGCUGGAGCUGGUGCGGACCUUUUCCUCCAUGGUGAGCAAUGGCUUCCAGCCUCGCCGAAGUCUUCUCUUCAUCAGCUGGGAUGGUGGUGACUUCGGGAGUGUGGGCUCCAUGGAGUGGCUGGAGGGCUACCUUAGUGUGCUGCACCUGAAGGCUGUGGUCUAUGUGAGCCUGGACAACGCAGUGCUGGGGGAUGACAAAUUUCAUGCCAAGACCAGCCCCCUUCUCAUCAGCCUCAUUGAGAACAUUCUGAAGCAGGUGGACUCUCCCAACCGCAGUGGGCAGACCCUCUACGAGCAGGUGGUGGUCACCAACCACAGCUGGGAAGCCGAGGUGAUCCGGCCGCUGCCCAUGGACAGCAGCGCCUAUUCCUUCACGGCCUUUGCGGGGGUUCCUGCCGUUGAGUUCUCCUUCAUGGAGGAUGGCCCGGCAUACCCGUUCCUGCACACAAAGGAUGACACCUAUGAGAACCUGCACAAGGUACUGCGGGGCCGCCUGCCCGCUGUGGCCCAGGCCGUGGCCCAGCUCGCAGGGCAGCUCCUCAUCCGGCUCAGCCACGAUCACCUACUGCCCCUCGACUUCGGCCGCUACGGGGACGUGGUCCUCAGGCACAUCGGCAGCCUCAACGAGUUCUCUGGGGACCUCAAGGCCCGCGGGCUGACCCUCCAGUGGGUGUACUCGGCGCGAGGGGACUACAUCCGUGCGGCCGAAAAGCUGCGGAAGGAGAUCUACAGCUCGGAGGAGAGCGACGAGAGGCUGAUGCGCAUGUACAACGUGCGCAUCAUGCGGGUGGAGUUCUACUUCCUGUCCCAGUACGUGUCGCCGGCCGACUCCCCGUUCCGUCACAUCUUCCUGGGUCGCGGAGACCACACGCUCCGCGCGCUUCUGGACCACGUGCGGCUGCUGCGCGCCGGCGGCCCCGGGGCCACCUCCUCCCAGGUGGCAAGGGGCCUGGGCUUCCAGGAGAGCCGCUUCCGGCGCCAACUGGCCCUGCUUACCUGGACGCUGCAGGGGGCAGCCAACGCGCUGAGCGGGGACGUCUGGAACAUCGAUAACAACUUCUGAGGCCCAUGGCGGGGGGCCCAGCGAUGACGCCGGCGCAGACAACCCUGCAUCCCAGACCCAGGGUGGUAGUAGGUGAGCAGUGCCUUCCAUAAUGGGAUGGUCAUACUGUCAGCCAAUCAGAGAGCAGCAUCUGCCCCCUCAAUCACAGCCCCUUCCUCUUCAGUAGCCGCGGUCUCCCUAACAGCUAGAGACCACUAUGGAAGGUUUCCUAAGCCCUGGGACCUGGCCAUCCUUGGGAAAGACUGCUGGGGCCAUAACCUUAUGGACAACAUGUGGCCUGUAGUGGGAGGGGCUGGGGCUUGAACCUUAAUAAACCACCUGUGGCA
Molecule: messenger RNA, 2978 nt
Organism: Dama dama (fallow deer)
Lineage: Eukaryota; Metazoa; Chordata; Mammalia; Artiodactyla; Cervidae
Gene: TFR2
Product: transferrin receptor 2
Exons: 19
Coding region: 241-2652 (803 amino acids)
Biological process (GO): endocytic iron import into cell; transferrin transport
Cellular component (GO): external side of plasma membrane
Molecular function (GO): transferrin receptor activity
Source: RefSeq, a predicted model, not a curated record